AAGGCCAUGGUGACACAAAUGAGCCAGGUGGUAGAGGCUGCAUCACAGCAGCACAGCAGUGCCAUUGUGACUUCUCCAAAGAUUGACAUUGGCCUCGGAGUGCUGGUGGAUGAAGUGAUUGUGCACCGUGCAGCUGCGAUGUCCAGCAACUGCCCCAAACGGUAUGCCCGAGCUUUGACGAGGGCAGUAUUCAGCCAAGAGGAACUCUGCAGUGGGACACUCACAGGCAACAGCUGCAAUGCAAAGCGUGAGCUGGCACGAAGACCUCCACUGGAUCAGACCCGGGUGUCUGCUGUGCUGGGGCAUGUCAGCAAGAAGUUUGCACCUGUGGAGAUCCAACUCGUCAAAAGCAGCCUGGCCACUAUGUUCGCCAAGAUGAAGAAACAGCAGCUAGCAGAUGCAGAAUAAUUUUUUUAGUAUAUGUAACACUUGUUUCAUCCCUCAUCCGCAUGCUCACACGCUGGUAAACACCAUCCAUGAGGUUCCUCAACUGCAAUGGCACCAUUAUGGCUAGUCUACUGGAAGACAAAAGGGGAAGAUGGGGACAAGUUGAUAGGAAUGCGAUAGACAGCAAAU
This is a messenger RNA of Ornithodoros turicata, 576 nucleotides long. RefSeq lists its product as uncharacterized. Gene Ontology annotation, molecular function: DNA binding. Bases 7 to 408 code for a protein of 133 amino acids. The record is from RefSeq and is a predicted model, not a curated record. Lineage: Eukaryota; Metazoa; Arthropoda; Arachnida; Ixodida; Argasidae. The transcript is spliced from 4 exons.